This is a messenger RNA of Symbiodinium sp. CCMP2592, 1740 nucleotides long. The record is from the annotation of a GenBank genome assembly. NCBI's taxonomy places the organism in Eukaryota, Dinophyceae, Suessiales, Symbiodiniaceae.
AUGGGGGCACAUUGCGGACGCUUUAUCCAGGCAUGCAAGCAUCUCCGCACUAUACAGUUCCGGGACGGGACACGGUUUGGCGGACGGACGAGCGAGUUGUGGGGCAAAAAAGACAAAGUGGUGCUCACAGUGUUUGCCGGCACAUGGAAUAUGGGCAAUGCGCCGCCUCCAGAUGAUUUGCAGGAUUGGCUAAAGCCUGGCUACGAUAUUUACUUGAUCGGUGUGCAGGAGUGCAACUAUCACCCUCGACCAUGGAUAGACAGCUGUGCAAAGGAUUGGCGUGCAACGGUGGAUGAGAAUCUGCCCGGUCUGGUGCAAGUUUGCCAGCAUGAGAUGGGCUACUGCCAGAUCCUGUGUUACGCAAAGGAAAGAAUAAGCAGGUCCAUUCACAAUGUGGUGGCGUGCCAUGAGGAAACAGGCCUUGGCGGCUUCCUUGCCAACAAGGGUGGGCUUGCAAUGUCUUUCUGGAUCGGAGAUACGAGUAUCUGCUUCGUAUGCUCUCAUCUUGCGGCACAUCAAGGCAAUAUUGAUCGCCGCAACAGCGACACCGCCCACAUAAUCGAGGGCAUCUGUCUGACGAAGGAUCAGCUUAGGCCGUUGACGCACCAGUUUACGCAUGUCUUUUGGGUCGGCGAUCUGAACUAUCGCAUUGACUUGCAUAGAGAGGCAUGCGAGGAGUUGAUCUGUCAGCAUGCCUGGGAGAAGCUGCGAGAGCACGACCAGCUGCUGAAGGUGCAACAAGAGGAAAAGGCUUUCUGGACCUUCCAAGAAGGCCCUCUGAGCUUUCCGCCGACGUAUCAGCACAUCCCAGGAAUGCCGCCGGAUCCCGAGACCAGGCUGCGAGCCUACGACCCCAAGAAAGCCAGGGUGCCUUCCUGGACGGAUCGCGUGUUGUGGCAGUCCUUUCCCGACGUCGAUGUCACGCUGCAACCCGGCUCGUACACGAGCUCUCCUACACUGUGCACCAGUGACCACUCUCCGGUGAGUGCGGUUUUUCAGAUGCCGCUGACGAAGCCAUACCGAGUCGAUGAAAAAGGUGGCUGCCUGUUUAUUCAGAUCCGAAAUCUGCGGGCGACAGGGCUCCCUCCAGGUGAUCAUCAUGUCUCCUUCUGGGGGCAGUACUGUGAAGGAACCAAGCACACCAGGAACGCGACGAGCAAGGAUGGCUAUGCGCAGUUUAGCAAGAUCACUCUCAAGACCAAGCCAGGUGUGUGCAGCACCAAGUGGGUGCAGACACGGCACCUCCUCGUUGCUAUCUACAAGGUAGAUGAUGCCAUGGAAAGCGCACACAUGAAAUCGCACCCAGUGUCUACCCUUAUGGCAAUGACCGGGUUUGUGGAUGGCUUUGAGGAGCCGGACGGCUAUGGAGUGGUAAGCCUUCGAGGAGCAGGAUCUGGAAAAGGCUUCAGCAUUGCCCUCAGCAACAGCUGGGGAUCCCAUGUGGGUUCCGUGCCUUUUGAUGAGGCUGCGGCUGCGCGCCUCCGAGAGAUUAUGUUUGCAGCUGUGACGGCUGCUGCCAUCAAUGUUUCCCGUGCAGGUUGCGACCCACCAACUGCACCCGAGCUGCUGCAGGCCUGGAAGGGUUCGACACUAUUGUCAGCUGCGCGCGAAGCAGUUUGCGAGCGGUGGGAAAGGAUACUUGAAACGAGAAGCGACACGCAUCGCAGGCACGUGUGCGUGGUAAACUGCCCAAACCAGCUUCUAGAAUCAGCCCCCCUGAUGGAGAUUACACCUACGUAG